AUGGGUUCAUCAUCGGAGGACGAGGGGGAGGAGUAUUUGUUCAAAAUUGUGAUAAUCGGAGACUCAGCAGUUGGAAAAUCAAAUUUACUCUCUCGAUACGCCAGAAAUGAGUUUAAUAUGCAUUCAAAGGCCACCAUUGGAGUUGAAUUUCAGACGCAGUCGCUUGAAUUUGAUGGUAAAGAAGUUAAGGCACAGAUUUGGGACACCGCUGGGCAGGAACGGUUCCGUGCAGUUACCUCUGCGUACUAUCGCGGUGCCUUUGGUGCUCUCGUUGUUUAUGAUAUUAGUAGAAGGUCUACUUUUGAUAGUAUCUCCCGUUGGCUUGAUGAGCUCAAGACUCACACUGAUACAACUGCUGCAAUGAUGCUUGUCGGGAAUAAAUGUGAUUUGGAGAGCAUUAGGGAUGUGAGUUUGGAGGAAGGCAAAAGCCUUGCAGAAUCAGAAGGCUUGUUUUUUAUGGAGACGUCUGCAUUGGAUUCGACAAAUGUUAAAAAGGCAUUUGAAAUUGUUGUCCGAGAGAUUUAUGACAAUGUCAGCAGGAAGGUCUUGAAUUCGGAUUCCUACAAAGCCGAAUUAUCAGUCAACAGAGUUUCCCUUGUUAAUGAUGUCUCAAAUGGAUCAAAGCAGACUCAGGGAUCCUAUUCUUGUUGUUCCAGGUGA
Messenger RNA from Fraxinus pennsylvanica, 660 nucleotides. The record is from the annotation of a GenBank genome assembly. Lineage: Eukaryota; Viridiplantae; Streptophyta; Magnoliopsida; Lamiales; Oleaceae.